Molecule: messenger RNA, 876 nt
Organism: Prorocentrum cordatum
Lineage: Eukaryota; Dinophyceae; Prorocentrales; Prorocentraceae
Source: the annotation of a GenBank genome assembly
GCGGUGCUCAAGCGGGUGCAGCAGGAUCCUGGCGCUCGCGGUGCUCCUCGCGGCAUCGGUGGCGGCGCCCGCCCCCCUGCCGUGGGCUCGAAGCGUGAGCAGAGGCUUGAGAGACAAGUCCAGGAGCUCACCAAGCGGGUGGAGCAGUUCGUCGCUGGAGGUGCCAAGGCCUCGGCCCAACAAGGUGGGGGAGGCGGUGGACCUGCGGCUGCUGCCAAGGAUGACAAGGAGAUGGAGGAUCCGCUGCGCGCUGAGGCUACUCAGCUGGAGUUGGCCAUCGCAGCGUGCAAGAGUGAGUCUGCAUCGGCGGCCAAGGCUAUCCUGGAGGAGACCCUCCGAGGAGUCAGGGCGCAGAUCGAGGCUCGAAAGCCAGACCUCACGCAGCACAACAACGUGGGGCACAGGCUCAACAGAUGUAAGGCCCGUCUGGCCAAGGUGGAGUCUGAGGUCACAGACAUCACUAAGAGGCUGGACGAUAUGCAAAAGGAGAGGAGUGAGUUGGUGCAGAAGCGCGACACUAUACAGAAGGAGUGCGCUGAGCUCCAACGACAGUUGGUUACCACCUUGCCACUCGGCGAGUCGACGGCGGACGACACCUUCGGUGUCCCGAAGGAGCUCCUGGAGGGCAACGCGGAGAUCAAGGCGAUGGUGGACUCCGAGCCGUUCAAGGAGUUCGCCAAGCUUUUUCGCCUACAUGUCACAUCGGGUGCUCAGCGGCCUGGGACACCUGUGGCACCGCCUGAGGCAGCGCCUGGUGCACACGUGGACCAGCCUGUGCCAGCGGACGACGACGAGCUCGACGACAUGUUCGUUGAUGAGCAGGCGGCGGAUGAUUUCUGGGAGAAGCACAAGGGUGGCAAGAGGGCUAUCCUGGAG